Molecule: messenger RNA, 4859 nt
Organism: Mya arenaria
Lineage: Eukaryota; Metazoa; Mollusca; Bivalvia; Myida; Myidae
Product: CBY1-interacting BAR domain-containing protein 2-like
Exons: 9
Coding region: 424-1569 (381 amino acids)
Biological process (GO): cilium assembly
Cellular component (GO): ciliary basal body; ciliary transition zone
Source: RefSeq, a predicted model, not a curated record
CCAAGGACCGCAGAUCGAUAAUGGAUAGAUCGCUUUUGUUAGCUCGCUGUAAACCUUAUCAAGUAUUUUCAUAAAUGUUGUGUUUAUCAAAAAGAUAAAAUAUCCUGAAAUUUGAAUAUUCAGUUUACAAAUUAUAAAAAGUGCAAUCGUGUUCGAACUGAAAUGGAAUGGAUAGAUAAAAAGGAAAGCAUGUUAAGGAAGUAACAUCAGUUACGAACAUGAUUUAAUUGUAAUUUUAACAGUCUUAAGUCAUAAGUACGUUGGGUAUACUUGUAUCAGAGAAAAAGUUUUAUCGACUUUAAUUGUGUCAAUAGGUAAAAUUCAACGUAUUAAGUACGGGUUGAGACGUGCAAUACUUUCAACAGAAGGGAUAUACAGGUGGCGUCGGUGGUGCUAUAGGCUAGGAAUACCGACGGUGCCGACAUGGCGAGUAGCAGCCGGUCCCAGCUGUUUGCGGUAGGCAGCGGCGGUGGGGGAGAUGGCGGCGGUAUCGACACGAUGAGCAGCACAACCAGCCUCCCCGCAGACAUGAAGGAACUGGAGAACCAGGUCAAGUUUUGCCAGGAGCGGGCGACCGUCGUGGAGAAGAGUUACGGCAGCUUCUGCGACACCCUUGCCUCCAUCACACGAAAAAUUGCCCGCAUGAGAGACAAAGGAGACCUCUUGUCGAAGCAAGUGUUGGAGUUUGCAGAGAAGGAGAAGAUCAGCGUGUCCACAAGCAAGCACAUGAAGGACUUUGCCCGCAACCUAGCCACCAUACAAGACUACAGGGAAGCAGAGAUUCACAGACUUGAGAGCAAAGUAAUCAAGCCUCUGAGUUCAUAUGGCGGCAGGUGUAAAACCAUCAAGCAAGUGAUAAAACGAGAACAGGGUGCCAUAGCUCGAGAGGUAAAACAGCGUAAAAACUUGGACAAGGUGCGCUCAAAGAAGACAGGGGACAACCAUGCAAUUGUAUCCUUUCAUACUGUGUUAUUUUGGAAGUUAUCUGCUGAUGUGAUAAACCAAGUGUUUGAAUACUUGAAGGAUGUUUUUGCAGAGACAGAGCUGAUGAAGGCACAGACAGACGCUUCCAUUGGCAGUCAGGCCCUUGCCAAACAGAUGAGGGAGUUUGAGAAAGAAAAACUACAUGAUCUCAAGCAUGUCUUGGCAGACUUUGUGAGUGUGGAGAUGGUGUUUCACACCAAGGCCAUAGAAUACUACUCCCAGUGCUUCGACAGUCUUGCCAGCAUCGAUGAGGAGGACGAUCUGGAGGAGUUUUCCCGGAAGCUGAACCUGACGCAAGGUCACUCCUCAACAGUGGCCCUGCCGGAGGAUAUGCAGGUGCCUGAGGGAACCAUCGGGUCCAUGGGCUCCACGUUUCUCUCAACUACAGGCCUCCAAUCCUCUGAGUACACGUCCACAGGAGACUCGUACACAUACACAUACGGGGACUCAACAAUGUCCACCGGAGAAAAACGAGUACGCAUUCAAACUGUAGGUAAAUCAGCAAUGUAUCAAGGUGUUGAUGAUGACGACGACGAUGACGACGAUGAUGAUGAAGAUGAUGAUGAUGAGGAUGAUGAAAACUAAGCAAUUAUUUUGUAUAUUAUGAUAAUUUAUACUAUAAAUAAUUUUCUAGUAUCAGGAAUGUUGUCAGGAAUCAUGUUUAUUGAUCAAACAAAUACAUUUAAUAAAAGGUUUUGCUGUAUUAAAGAUGGCUGAGAUUGGAGUGUGAUCCUGGGAAUAUUUUAAUUGUAAUUCUUGUUUAUACAGACACAUGUAAGACGAGUGUUUUCAUUUCAUUGAAGUUUUUACAAAAAAAGUUACUGGUAAUAUUAAACUGUUUGGUGAUUUGGUUUUAAAAAAAAGUGAUUUUUUAAAAAGAGACAAAUUUGAGUUUUAUCUCAGUACUUUCAGUUUGCAAAUGAACUUAGCAUUUCAAGGUUUUGAAGCCUUGAAAAACCAUGGCAUUAACAGAAACGACCACCACUGUGAGAGACUGGCAUAUAGUUAAAAGUGGCGUUUAAGUCACUGCCAUGUUGUGGGCUGUCAACCAUAUUGGUUGCACAUCUAAUGUUCGGUGUAGUCCGGCAGUUCAAAUAAAGAAGUUCUGCACAUGAUACUUUUACACAUCCUUUACUUGCGGUCAUUUGAUGUUACCAAAACCGAAAUUGUUCAGAAGUCAAUCUUCCAUUUUGGGUGGAUCAACUUUGCCACUAUUUAAUGCUUCAAAACCUUGAAAUGCUACAUCCAUUUGCAAACAGUAUUAACACAAGUCCCAGCAGGCUAUCACAAAAAUAGACAAAUACAUGAGUUUUAUAGCCAUUAUGUUUGUGUGUAGUAAAUGUCUAGUCCGCCUCCUAGAUGCUCUAAUUUUAUUUAUUAUUGUUGCCAUGACAUCCAGUCAGGGGUUCUUUCAUUCUGCAGCCAUGGAAUAUUGUCUCCAGUUUAUUUAUUUACUGUUACAUUGUAUAUCUGUUGUUUUAAGAUAUCAAACAUUUGAUUGUCUGUGAUAUAUUCAUUGCUGUGGCAUUAGUAUUUUAAACCAUUGCUUUAUUGUAGUGUUAUAGUUGAUGAUGAAGCGAUUUUCGAGUACAAUCGAUAAAUCGUAGCUGACAAUGUAAUGUCGGCGACAAUCGAUAGUGGUUGUCGAAAAAAUCAAUGUCCCUAAUGUUACUUCCGGUAAUAACGUAUCUUUUUGUAAUGCGGUAACUUAAAUGUACUUGAUGCGGUGUGCAUCAUUUUGCAUCUGAUAAAUUUGGUUUGUUGUUAUAUUCCUUCGUGAAGUUAUUAAAGUCAUUACAAGUUCAUGGACAUUUAUUAACUGCUCCAAUAAGCAUGACUAUGGUAUCAUACUAACUGACUCCAGGUUGAAGCAUUUAAAUGAUCAUGAUGAUACUAUGUAUAAACAAUGUAUUCCCAAAUUAUAUUACAAACUUUGAUUAUGGUCCGAUAGUAAAUCAAAAUGCUUGGUUUGAUUAGAUUAGAUUAUUGAUAGCAAAUGGAGUCCGAUUUUCACACACUAGUUAUAGUUAUUAAUUAGCACAUAGAAGUCCUUUAAGCUUUUAUAAUAUCUCGAUUAAUAAACAACAACAUAUUUCUCAAUCUUCAGAAAUGUAAUUUUGUUCAUUAUUUUGCUAAACAUGAUUUGUUUUGUAGUCAUUAUGGUAUUAAGAUUUCACAGUCCUUGAAAUUCUUAAAUUUAACAGGAAGAGAAAGGAAUAAGAAAAGAUAAAACUUAAGUUUGAACUUGUUGGGUGUGGAGACAUGUCAUGAUUAAAGUUUCUAAUAAUUGAGUGUUGAAUUUUCUAAAACUCCAAUUCCCUUUGUUCUUUCCUUUAGGGUGUGUAUACAUUUUCUUGUUUUGUAAUGCAAAAAUUUAGAGAAAUUUUUAUUUGAUUAUGGAUAAAAUCAUGUUAAAAUGUUGAGUUAUAUACUCUCUCAUAUUCUAGAAAUAAAAAUGAAUUUGAAAGAUUUAUAAAUAUUGAUAGUAACUGUUGUUAUUUAGAAUUAAUAGACAAAUUGCUUUUAGUAUCUUUAUAAGAAAAUUUUAAAUGACAAUCAGUUAGUCAUUACAUUUCUUUUUAAACAGCGUGGAGUUUGCAAACACAAUAUAUGACCCUCUUCAUCUCUGUCUUGAGUGACAUUAUUGUGGACAUUAGUUUUUUGACAGGCAUUCAUACUGGCCCUAUUUAUUUCGAUUUUAUGAUGAUAUUGCUGUUGACAUUAGUUGUAUAUAGAGCCAUUAUGACUCUAUAUAUAUUAGUUUUGUAGGGUCAUUAUUUGAGACAUUACUUGUCCGACAGACCCACUGACUCUUUGCAUAGAUUUUGUAGUGACAUUGUUGUGGCCAUCACACGUCCAAAAGACCCACUUACCGGUACUCUAUAUAUAGAUUUUGGAGUGACAUUGUUUUAGACAUUAGUUGUCCGACAGACCCACAGACUCUUUAUAUAGAUUUCGAAGUGACAUUGUUUUAGACAUUAGUUGUCAGACAGACCAACUGACUCUUUAUAUAGAUCUUGUAGUGACAUUGUUUUAGACAUUAGUUGUCAGACAGACACACCGACUCUGUAUAUAGAUUUUGUAGUGACAAUGUUGUGGACAUAAGUUGUCUGACAGACAUACCUACCACCAAUAUCUCCACUGUGUAGGGACAUUGUUGUAGCAAUACAUUGCUGUCUAACUCAUGUAGUAAGGUAUCACUGCCAGAUACUCAUCUCCAUUUUUGAUUUGAUUGUUUCAUGCAAGUACAGGUUUAGAAGAAUUUGGAUGGUUUCUUUUUUCCACAAGUGAUAUGUUCAAAAUGACAACUAUAAACAUUCCAAUUAUGUAAAAUGGAUUAGUUUGACUGAAAAAAUGCCGGAAUAAUGUUGCUAAGUGGCAUAUUAAGUGAAUACUUAAUAUCAUUUUUGAUCAUGCUAUACAGUUGUUCAUUGAUGGUCAAUUAAUGUUAAUUGACAUGUAUGUGUUACAAAAUAUGUAACACUCAUUCAUAAACAAAUAUUUUUUCAAAAAAAUGAGACAUAUAUAUAUAUAUUUUUAUUAUUUUGGGAUUUUUUAUUGACAGAUAAAACAUAAGGUAACCACAUAAACAAUAAACUACUGUGCAUAUACAGUGACCCAUUUUUCAUUGUUGUUGCAUUUCUUUAACAUUUCACUGUGCAUUGGUUGGAAUAUCAGCUUGAAUAUCAGCUUCUGUUAAAACUAAUACAAUUACAUUAUAAAAAUUUGUAUAUUUCUGUGAUUAUUGUUAUUUAUUAUUGCUUUGCAAUAAAGGUUUUUUUUUUAGUUUGCUAUUUUGUGGAUAGUGAUAGCCUUAUUUUGCCAAAGACUGAAUGUGAUAGAUAUUAUAUUUAUGAGAAUAAAUCAUGAAAUAU